This is a messenger RNA of Musca vetustissima, 3435 nucleotides long. RefSeq names its product nardilysin. The coding region runs from base 1 to 3435 and encodes 1144 amino acids. Lineage: Eukaryota; Metazoa; Arthropoda; Insecta; Diptera; Muscidae. The transcript has 9 exons. The record is from RefSeq and is a predicted model, not a curated record. Gene Ontology annotation, biological process: proteolysis. Gene Ontology annotation, molecular function: metal ion binding; metalloendopeptidase activity.
AUGCUAUUUCGUCCAAUUCUGCAACGCCUCAAAACUUUAAGAAGCGGCAUUCUGCUGCAGCAACAUCGGCAUCUUCAUCAUCACCAACAACGACAACAACAACAGCAACGUCAACAGUAUUCUUGUCGGUUGUCUCAUCAGCAAAAUAGUCAUUUAGAACGUCGACGUCAGUGUAAUAGCAACAUAAUGGUCAGUGCCGAGGAAUCGGAUGUUAGCUAUUUAGAAAUUCCUGAUAAAUCAGAAAAUGACAAGAAACAUUAUAAGACAUUAGUGUUAGCUAACGGUCUACAUGCAUUAUUGGUAUCGGAUCCAAGUCCAGUGCCGCAUGAUGGCUUGACAACCUCUUCCUGUGAAACAGGUGAUUCCUGUGCCGAGGAAUCCAGUGAGAGCAGUGAUGACGAGGCGGGUAGUUCAAGUUCAGAAGGAGGAGACUCUGAUGCAGAUUCAGAAGAGGGCGAUGAAAAAUUAGCUGCCGUGGCAUUACUUGUUGAUGUCGGCUCCUUCACUGAACCAACCAACUAUCAGGGUCUGGCCCACUUCCUGGAGCAUAUGAUUUUUAUGGGUUCCGAAAAGUAUCCCACAGAAAACGCCUUUGAUGCCCAUAUUAAAAAAUGUGGUGGUUUUGACAAUGCAAACACCGAGUGUGAGGAGACUUUAUUCUACUUUGAGGUCUCCGAGGAGCACUUGGACAGCAGCAUGGACUACUUUACGGCCUUGCUAAAAGCCCCCCUUAUGAUGAAAGAAGCCAUGGCUCGUGAACGAGAAGCUGUCGAAUCAGAAUUCCAACAAACUUUACAUGACGAUGAGGCUAGACGUGAUCAGCUACUGGCCAGUUUGGCCAACAAAGACUAUCCCCAUAGCACGUUUACUUGGGGUAAUUUAAAAUCUCUGAAAGAGAAUAUCGACGACGAAGUUCUACACAAAGAUUUACAUGAAUUCUGUAAACGUCACUACAGUGGUCAUCGUAUGUAUGUGUGUGUACAAGCUCGACUGCCAAUUGAUGAGUUGGAGAAUUUGGUGGUUAAACAUUUUUCCGAUAUUCCCAGCAAUAAUUUGGAUGGUAAAGAUUUCGGCGUGUACAAUUAUCGUGAGGCGUUUAGUCCCGAGUUUCAUAACGAGGUGUUCUUUGUGAAACCGGUGGAGAAUGUGUGUAAAUUAGAAUUGACUUGGGUAUUGCCACCCAUGACAAAGCUAUACAAAUGUAAACCGGAUCAUUUCCUAUCAUACCUCAUUGGUUAUGAGGGUGAAGGUAGCUUGUGUGCUUAUUUAAGAAAGAGAUUAUGGGGUCUCGAACUGAUUGCUGGGGUAGAUGAAUCGGGUUUUGAUACAAACUCCAUUUAUUCAUUGUUCAAUUUAUGCAUUUAUUUAACGGAUAGUGGUUUCCAACAUUUGGAUGAAGUUUUGGCUGCCACCUUUGCCUAUAUACAAUUAUUUGCCCAGUGUGGUUCGCUGAAAGAGGCCUAUGAAGAAUUGGCCAACAUUGAGGCGACCAGUUUCCGUUUUGCCUCGCAAAAAGCAGCAUUCGAUAAUGUACAAAAUUUGGUUGUGCGUUCAAAGUACUAUCCCUCGAAGGAUAUAUUGACUGGCACAGAACUCUAUUUCGAAUACAACGAAGAACAAGUUCAGGAUGUAAUCAAACACCUGAAUGAGUUUACCUUUAAUAUAAUGAUAACGUCACAACAAAAAUACGAUGGCAUUAAUUACGACAAGAAGGAGAAAUGGUUUGGCACGGAAUACACAUCCAUUAAAAUGCCGCAGAAAUGGCAGGAGUUGUGGGACAAUUGCGAAUCGAUGCCAGAAUUGUUUUUGCCCAAACCAAACAGGUUUAUCUCGAAUGAUUUUCGUUUGUUUUGGGUGGAGAAUGGCAAACCUGAAGUGCCAUUUGGUCCCAAGAAGAUUUUGCAAACGGACAUUUGUGAGCUGUGGUUUAGACAGGAUGACAAGUUUGAGUUGCCCGAUGCUUUCAUGUAUUUCUAUUUUGUAUCGCCUUUGUUAAGGCAAAGUCCUAAGAAUGAUGUAAUGUGUGCAUUGUAUUCCCAUUUGGUGAAAUAUAAAUUGGCUGAGGAAUUGUAUCCAGCCACUGUGGCUGGUUUGAAUUAUCAAUUUUAUUCCGCAGAAAAGGGUGUUGUUUUGAAGACAAAUGGUUAUAACGAAAAGCUACACAUGGUGGUGGAUUUAAUUACUAAAUCCAUGGUGAACAUGCGUGAUCACAUAACUGAGGAACAGCUGGAGGCUUUUAAGAAGCAUGUUAAGAAGGGCUAUUUCAAUGCCUUGAUUAAACCAAAAGCUUUGAAUAAAGAUAUACGUUUGACAAUUGUGGAGAAUAUACGCUGGACCAUGAUUGAGAAAUAUAAAUGCCUCAAUGACAUUACCUACGAUGAUAUGUUGGAUUUUGCCGAUAAAUACACCAAAGAACUGUAUGUGCAAGCGCUGAUGCAGGGCAAUUUGACCGAGGAGACGGCUCACAAUGUUAUGAAUUCGGUGUUGACCACAUUAAAUUGUCAGAACAUUAAGGAGACAAAAUAUAUUGAAAAUAGAACUGUACAAUUGCCACAAGGUUCCCAUUACAUACGCUGUCAUGCCCUAAACGACAAAGAUGUCAAUACGGUGGUUACAAAUUUCUAUCAAAUCGGCCCGUGUUCGGUGCGCAUUGAAAGUAUUUUGGAUCUGUUGAUGAUGUUCGUGGAUGAACCUCUGUUCGAUACGUUGCGAACCAAAGAACAAUUGGGUUAUUAUGUUGAUUCUACGGUACGCAUUAAUUAUGGCAUAGCAGGUUAUUCCAUUACCGUAAAUUCCCAAGAAACCAAACAUACAGCUGCCCAUGUCGAUGAACGCAUCGAAGCAUUCCGUAGUAAAAUGUUACAGAUACUCGAUGAAAUGCCUCAAGAUGAAUACGAACAUGUACGAGAAUCAUUAAUCAAAAUUAAACAGGUUGUCGAUAUGUCCCUCAACGAGGAGGUGUCUCGCAAUUGGGGUGAAAUAACCUGUGAAGAAUAUCUAUUCGAUCGUAAACGCAAAGAAGUGGAAAUAUUGAAGACACUGAAUAAACAAGAAAUCAUUGAUUUCUGUUUGAACAAUGAAAGGACAAAUUUGCGUAAAUUGUCGGUCCAGGUUAUUGGUAAUGUCAAUGAAAAUAAUGCCAUGGAAGAAAAGCCAGAUGAUGCCAUGGACGGGGACGAAGAUGAAGACGACGAAGCUGAUGACAACGAGGACAAUGAAGAAUUGUUCAAUGCCUUGGCCAAUAAAUUAGAUUUGAAAUUUAUACCACGCGAAGGUGAUGCCACCACAAUUGUGGAUAUCAACGAUUUCAAGGAGAAUUUGCAUGUCUAUCCCAUAACAAAAACAAAAGUAGAAAUACCCGAAAACGAUACGGAAAAUAGUGAUCGUUGCACACCAGCUGGAGGUGGUGCUAUGGAUAUUAUAGAAGAUUGCUAA